Messenger RNA from Meira miltonrushii, 1229 nucleotides. RefSeq lists its product as uncharacterized. The transcript has a single exon. NCBI's taxonomy places the organism in Eukaryota, Fungi, Basidiomycota, Exobasidiomycetes, Exobasidiales, Brachybasidiaceae. The record is from RefSeq and is a predicted model, not a curated record. The coding region runs from base 237 to 995 and encodes 252 amino acids.
GUGCUCGUACGCACACAAACGAUACACUUUAAUCAAGAACCACCCUCACAUCCAGUUUGCUCAUCUUGACAAGAGAGUAUAGCGGCUUGCCGAAUUGGUAUUCAUAUACCCCCUUUUUCGUCAUAGAAUCGCAAGUGGAGAUUCGUAGCAAGUAACAACCACACCCCUCUCCCAAUACUGUCCAUUCACAGACCCUUCAAGCUACUAGGAAGGAGGCCAAUCUCACACUCAUAAUCAUGUCGGCUGCCUUGCCACUUCUUUCGCCUCUUGUGACCCGUAUCUUGGAACUGAAAGGAUUUCCUGCAGAACUCAAAACGCGAGACAUUCAAACAAUCUUUGCACAAUGGGAAAAUGAACGAGGUGGAUUCAAAAUCAAAUGGAUCGAUGAUAUUACUGUUUUGGUCAUCUUUUCCGAUCCAAUUUGCGCAAAAAGAGCUUAUUUACAGGUUCUCAUGUCACCACCUCCAAUGUUGAUGACAGCAUCUGGAAUCAUGGCGAAAAUACGACCGUACGACGGAGACGAUGCUGGAUCGAUCAUUUCUUCCGUACAAAAUCGACCAAGAUCACGUUCGAAUGCAGGAGGACAGGCUACACCAGCAUACGGAGCAGAGAAUGAAGCUGAGAAGGCACCAGGCGGCGUCAAUGCCACACCAGGCCGAGCACCAGGGGGCAAUUCUGGAAGUCCUCGAAGUGUGGCUCGUAGCUUGGGACAAGGACAUAGACGCAACCCUAGUGGCUCAAAUCCCAGUAGCUUACCGCCAAAACCCUUGGCAGCAGCACUUUGGGAUGCAUCGAACGGAGGACCAUCACCUGCACAUCAUCUAGCAAAUGCAUUAGCAGCAGAAGGAUCACCUGAAAAAGCUGAAGAGAUCUUAGCAAGCAUUAAUGCAAACACGAUUCGAUCACCACCUUCGGCCGCAAAUUCGACAGCAAUUUUGGAACCAUCACCUGAGAUUCGAAAAGCCGAACAAGCAUCACAAGCGUUAGGAGCAUGAGAAAAAAAAGAAGAGUUGGAUGUACGCAUAAAGCCAAAUUUUGAUCUUUGGGACGAAGUAAUGAAAAAUAAAACUUUUUUUCCUUUGUAGAAUAGAAUAAGCACCCUCUGGAAGCCGUAAUCAAUUAAAUCUUCUUUGGCAACCGUGAUGAUGUAAUCCAGAAUGAUUUGACAUUUAGAUUAUGCCAUGAAAUAGGAUGGCAAUCAGUUUAGCCACUACUACGAGGGGCGAUAC